AUGAAGCUUUCCAAGCGCGGUCUAGCGACAGCGUCCAAUAAAGGCGGAUCACUCCUGUGGGAAGUGACGGCAAACCUCUGGAGCGCUACCAACACCUUAGGCUACGUAAGUCUGGGUAUGGCAGAAAAUGUCCUUAUGCAAGAUGAGCUUUUGAAGCAUUUUACCGACAAUACCGCUCUUCGAUCACAAGCUUUUACCUACGGUGACGGUACAACGGGAUCAAAACGGUUAAAACUUGCACUUGCACGUUUCCUCAACAGAAAUUUCAAUCCUCACAGGGAGGUUGAGUCGACUCAUAUUACCAUUACCAACGGCUGCAGCGCGGCUAUCGAACAUAUUGCAUGGGCAGUUGGAGAUAAUGGGGACGGCUUCCUCAUUAGCAGGCCUUUCUUUCGCGCCUUCAUUCCAACCUUCGGUCUUCGCGUAGAUACAAGUGUUGUCCAGGUGCCAUGCCAUGGUAUCGAUCCUUUCUGCGUGGAUGUGGUCGGACAGUACGAGGCCACGUUACAAGAAGCCAAAGCACAAGGAAAGAACAUUGCUGGCAUUCUUCUCUGCAACCCGCAUAAUCCCCUAGGGCACUGUUAUCCAAAAGAUACAUUGGUUCGACUCAUGGAAUUUUGUCAGAAACAUCAACUUCACUUGAUCAGCGACGAGGUCUACGCCAUGUCGACGUGGACGCAAGACGAGUCACAGGAUACGCCUUUUACCUCUUGUCUGUCAAUAGAUUCGAGAGGCAUCAUUGAUCCAUCUCUUAUACACGUGGUAUGGGGAGUCUCGAAAGAUUUCGGAUCCAACGGCAUUCGAAUGGGAAGUAUUAUUUCCCAGAACAAUUCUUUGUUGCAUGAUGCACUUGUUCCAGCCGCACUGUAUAGCAUGUGUUCUUCCCUCGCUGAUCACGCUUUUGCCAACGUCCUUGAAGACGAUACUUGGGUUGAUAGCUACCUGGCCAAAAACAGAGCGAAACUCGCAGAGCAUUAUAAGUUGAUUGCAUCUUGGGCAAAGGAGCACAAUAUAUGUUAUGCAAAGGGAUCAAAUGCAGGGUUCUUCUUAUGGGUUAAUCUUGGAGAGGCAUACCUUCGGAAUCACCCUGAACAAGAGCUGCUGCAAGCUGAGAACCAAGUAAUGCAGCUAAUGCUUCAACAGAGAGUCUUCAUAGCUCCUGGAGAAAGCUUUGGAGCUGAAAGCAGUGGAUGGUUUAGGCUUGUCUUUUCAGUUGAUAAGAUAACUCUCUUAGAGGGGCUUACAAGAAUUAUCAAGGCUUUGCAAUAA
Molecule: messenger RNA, 1269 nt
Organism: Venustampulla echinocandica
Lineage: Eukaryota; Fungi; Ascomycota; Leotiomycetes; Helotiales; Pleuroascaceae
Exons: 1
Coding region: 1-1269 (422 amino acids)
Biological process (GO): amino acid metabolic process; biosynthetic process
Molecular function (GO): pyridoxal phosphate binding; transaminase activity
Source: RefSeq, a predicted model, not a curated record